Molecule: messenger RNA, 480 nt
Organism: Drosophila pseudoobscura
Lineage: Eukaryota; Metazoa; Arthropoda; Insecta; Diptera; Drosophilidae
Exons: 1
Coding region: 1-480 (159 amino acids)
Source: RefSeq, a predicted model, not a curated record
AUGGAGAAAAUCACCCUGUUCGCUUUGAUCUGCCUGAUCGGGACUGCUGUGGCCACUCCGAUGGGUUUCACCCACGCAACGACUUCACCCAAGCAGGCGGGCACUGCUCCAGGGGUUGUUCACUGGACCACGGGCGUCCAAACCAAGGGUUCCACGGCUCUUAACCAAACAAAGACCACAACUAACGGUAAACCUACAGUUCAGGCCGUAAAAGUAACAGCUACUACCGCAGCGCUGCCAGUCGUUCACAACUCCAGUGCCGUCCAGGGAUCCACGACGACCGUAGACACAACAUUACCCGCUGCAUCUGAUACCAAGACUCAGGCACCUAAUGAGGCCACAACUCCGCCUCCAGCUCAUUCUGAGGAGACUGUGACCACCACUGAAGCCGCAACAACCGUAGCAGUAACUGAGCAAAUCAUUCAAAAAGAGGCUCAGUCUGCUAAGCAGAAGCAACGCAAGGCGAAGAAGUUCGUUUGA